UCCUGCUUUGACGUCACGUGACCGGUUGUUGAUCAUGUGAUUGAAAAGCGGAGUUCUCUGACAAAACAGGAGCUGUUACCAGAAAAUCUCAGUCGUUUUUGUUCGGAGUUACUUUUUUAACAACUAAAACGUAACUUUUAAACUAAACUGCGGACGAAAUAUAAAGUUUGAAACGUUACAAAGUCGCGCGUGCUAGCAUUAGCAUAAAGAAAUCCCUUUUUUUUCUUGAUACUUUUUCAGUUGUUUUGUUAGAAAUAUUUCAGCACGAUGAGGUUGGUGAUUCUGGACGACUAUGACCUGGCCAGUGAAUGGGCCGCUAAAUACAUCCGGAACCGGAUCGUCCAGUUCAACCCGUCCGCAGACAGAUACUUUACUCUGGGUUUACCCACAGGCAGCACUCCUUACGGCUGUUACAAGAAAUUAAUAGAGUUUCACAAAAGUGGAGAUCUGAGCUUUAAAUAUGUGAAAACCUUCAACAUGGAUGAAUAUGUUGGUUUGCCUCGAGCUCAUCCGGAGAGCUAUCACUCCUACAUGUGGAACAAUUUCUUCAAGCACAUCGACAUCGACCCGGCCAACGCUCACCUCCUGGACGGGAACACCGAGGACCUGGAGGCCGAGUGCCGGGCGUUCGAGCAGAAGAUCGCCGAGGCCGGGGGGAUCGAGCUGUUCGUCGGCGGAAUCGGUCCUGAUGGUCACAUAGCGUUCAACGAGCCCGGCUCCAGUCUCGUGUCCAGGACCAGAGUGAAAACGCUGGCGAAGGACACCAUUCUGGCCAACGCUCGCUUCUUUGGCAACGACCUCACCAAGGUUCCCACCAUGGCUCUGACGGUGGGGGUGGGAACUGUCAUGGACGCCAAGGAGGUGAUGAUUCUGAUCACAGGAGCCCACAAAGCCUUCGCUCUGUACAAAGCCAUCGAGGAGGGGGUCAACCACAUGUGGACGGUGUCCGCCUUCCAGCAGCACCCCCGCACCAUCUUCAUCUGCGACGAGGACGCCACGCUGGAGCUCCGGGUCAAAACCGUCAAAUACUUCAAAGGUUUGAUGCAUGUUCACAACAAGCUGGUGGACCCGGUUCUGAGCAUGAAGAACCAGUGAAUCGGAGCCGGUUUAUCUGAGGAGCUGUGGAGCCAGAGUUUGAUUGAUUGUUACUUUUCUUUUUAUCUGCCUUCAUUGUUGCCAUCAGGCUGUUACAGAUUGYUACUGCGAGCUCUCAGCUCAGGUUUGUGUUUGAGACGUUCUCACGAAGCCGGUUGUUUCUUUUUACGACUCUGUGUUCAGGRUUUAACCAGAAGAAGAAAACCGUUCUCAUCCAGGCUUCCUGAAGUUAUUUUAAAGGACUGAAGGAGGGAAACGCAGCCAAAGUUGACCUUUGAAAGUUCUUCAUUGAGCCUGGAGAACUGUUGAUCAAGAUCACUUUGUUAAAAAGAUACAAAACAGUCGAGCUGCUUAGGAGGAAAACAAAGAAACGACUGAAUCAGAUCAGUUUAAAAUAAAUUUAUCCUCAACUUAUGACGAUCUGAAGGGAAAAAAGGGAUUUCUGUUUAUUCUUAAUUUACUGACUUGUGUUUGUUCUCAGCGGCGUUGGUUCUGUCCGCCUCAGAGUGAUGAUCCUUUAACUUUUCUUACAGAACAGGAUGUCAGUCAGUUUCACAAUCUAAGGAGAAACUGAACAUUUUUGUAACAAGAGAUUAAAAAUAAGCUGAGUCAUGAGAAUCGCCCCCACCACGUCUGCAAAUUUAUAUUUCCAGCGUAAAUAUUUCUACUUCUUUGGUUGCGGUUACAUUCCCUCCCUGUUUUGUUACGUUUAUGACUCCCACGUUGGAGUUGUUUUUUUUGCUCAUUCAUGUACUGUAGUCACUUUUGAUCGUGAGUUAGGAAUGAAAUGUCUUUGCUAACGAUGUUUUUGAUCGUUGUUUUCUGUCAGAUAUACAAAAUAAAAGUGAACAGAAUCAAGAAA
Austrofundulus limnaeus is the source of this 1957-nucleotide messenger RNA. RefSeq names its product glucosamine-6-phosphate isomerase 2. NCBI's taxonomy places the organism in Eukaryota, Metazoa, Chordata, Actinopteri, Cyprinodontiformes, Rivulidae. The record is from RefSeq and is a predicted model, not a curated record. Gene Ontology annotation, cellular component: cytoplasm. Gene Ontology annotation, molecular function: glucosamine-6-phosphate deaminase activity; identical protein binding. Gene Ontology annotation, biological process: D-glucosamine catabolic process; N-acetylneuraminate catabolic process; carbohydrate metabolic process.